This is a messenger RNA of Sorghum bicolor (sorghum), 1866 nucleotides long. Its product is annotated as scarecrow-like protein 9. Lineage: Eukaryota; Viridiplantae; Streptophyta; Magnoliopsida; Poales; Poaceae. Bases 1 to 1866 code for a protein of 621 amino acids. The record is from RefSeq and is a predicted model, not a curated record. The transcript has a single exon. Gene Ontology annotation, molecular function: sequence-specific DNA binding; DNA-binding transcription factor activity. Gene Ontology annotation, biological process: regulation of DNA-templated transcription. Gene Ontology annotation, cellular component: nucleus.
AUGGCCACCACACCAGAGGAAUUCUUCAUCAUGGAUCUUAUGGAGCAGCCACCAGCAUCCCCACCUGUCUUCAUUGACCUUCCCCAGAAGCCCAAUGUCAGCAACGAGGUCCGGCAUCGUGUCCCUAAUGAUGACAUGAUGCUCCCUUACAUCUCACACAUGCUCAUGGAGGACGACAUCGACGAUGAACUCAACAACCACCCUGCGCUUCUCCAGGUGCAGCAGCCCUUUGCUCAGAUCCUCUCCUCCCAUUCCCUUGGCACUAACACCAACAACAGCGAGGGGGCCAACGAAUUCUUGCAUGAAGGUAAUGGUGAUGAAGGUGCCCUCAAUUCACCCUUAUCCAAGGGCACAUGUGUGUUGGGAGCAUACUUGAAGGGCAUGGAAGAAGCUAACAUGCUUCUGCACAAAGACAACGACAUUAGAAGGGAUGAGUUGGUGAUUAAUCAGAUCAGGGAAAGCAACAUUACUGAUAGUUGGGUGAGGAAAAGGUACAAUAGGGAUCACCUUAUAGAGGAGGAGGUAAGAAGUGCCAACAAAGCUGUGACGAGAAGCAAGGGGCCAGAGGAGAAACAUAGCAAUGAGAUGCUUGAUGAGAUGAUGUUGCAUUCCUAUGAGACAUGCAUCAAAGGCAUGGAGCAUGUCACCAUGGACAAUAGCGAAGUGGAGAAGAGAAACAUGAAGAGUGGAAGGAUCAAAGUGGCGAGGGUGGUCGACAUACGCAGGCUGUUGAUAUCUUGUGCGCAGGCACUGGCAGCCGACGAUGACAAGACAACCCGUGAGUUACUGAAGCAGAUCCAGCAACAUGCUUCAGCAACAGGGGACGCCACCCAACGGCUAGCUCAUUGUUUCGCCAUGGGGCUAGAGGCACGGAUAGUGGGCUCUGGAAGCCAGCUUUUGCAGCGGCUUAUGUUAGAGUACCCCUCAGCCAUUGAGUUCCUUAAGGCCUACAAACUUUUCUCUGAAGUUUGCUGCUUCAUCAAUGUGACGUUCAUUUUUUCAGCAAUGACCAUUAUGCAGGCCAUGGCAGGUAAGAGCAGGUUGCAUAUUGUGGAUUAUGGUACGCGUUUCGGGUUUCAAUGGGCAGGAUUGCUCCGCUUGCUGGCGAGUAAAAAGGGUGGCCUGCCAGAGGUGAAGAUCACCGCCAUAGCCCGCCCCAAGCCUAUGUGCCACCCAGGUGAGCAGAUUGAGAAAAUUGGCUGCCGGCUCAGGAAGUGUGCCCAUGAGCUUGGCUUGCCUUCAUUCAAGUUCCACACAAUCAUGAAAAACUGGGAGGAUACUUUCAUCAUAGACAUGCACACAGAUUCUGAUGAGGUGCUCGUUGUGAGUGACAUGUUUAGUUUCGGCAUCUUGAUGGAAGAGAGCUUAUUCUUUGAUGAUCCAAGCCCAAGGGAUACUGUCCUCCAUAACAUCAAGAAGAUGAGGCCAGAUGUAUUCAUCCAGAACGUUAUAAAUCGUUCAUAUGGUGCCUCCUUCUUGUCACGGUUUCGGGAUACAGUCUUCUAUUACAUGGCACUAUUUGACAUGUUGGACGCAACCAUCCCAAGGGACAGUAAAUCUCGAUUGUUGUUGGAGAAAGUCCUUCUUGGAUGUCAUGCAUUUAACAGCAUUUCCUGUGAAGGUAUGGACCUAGUGGAAAUUCCUGAGAAAUAUAAACAAUGGCAGACAAGAAACCAACGAGCAGGCCUAAGGCAGCUGCCACUGAAAUCAAGCAUUCUGAAUGUAGUGAAAGAUGAGGUCAUGAAGCAUUACCACAAAGACUUUAUGAUCUCCCAGGAUGGCCAAUGGCUUUUGCAAGGAUGGAUGGGGCGUGUCAUCUGCGCGCACACGACAUGGGUAGCAAAUGAAGAUACCUCUUCUGAAUGA